AUGCUUAAGGUGAUCGUGGAGAAGGUGUCUGGGUCUCAGAUUGUGGACAUCGACAAGAGGAAGUAUUUGGUGCCCUCUGACAUCACGGUGGCCCAGUUCAUGUGGAUCAUCAGGAAACGCAUCCAGCUGCCCUCGGAGAAGGCCAUCUUCCUCUUCGUCGAUAAGACCGUGCCUCAGUCCAGCAUCACCAUGGGACAGCUGUACGAGAAGGAGAUGGACGAGGACGGCUUUUUAUACGUGGCGUACAGCGGAGAGAACACCUUCGGUGUCUAGACCCACCAUCGUCAUCAUCAUAAGCCUUACUGACGACAGAAUACAACACCUGGCCACCACCCUAACUCACAGCCCCACCCCUGGGAGAAGCCCUGGGAAACCCCAGAGAAAUGAAGUGAAAUAAAUAGUUGAAGAGAGUGAUCAGUUGAGAACCACCAUGAUGAUGAGUCACCAGUCUGUCUAAUCUAUUCUGCACAUGUUGUAUCAAUGCAGUACACAUUCAUAUGUUUAUUAUUAUUAUUAUUAUGAUGUUAUGUAUAGUGAUACAAAUUGGAAUGACUGUUUUUGUUUCGUCUGAUGUUUUGUGUUUUACUUUAGUUUAGGUGCUUUUGAGGUUGUUGGGAGGUUUUUUCAUUCGUGAAAUAAUUGUUUUGUUUGUUUCUGAAGUUUCACUUUUAGUUUGGCUUUUAUUCUUGAAGAUUUAUAUUUAAAAUAAUUUUAACUAUUUGAACGGUAAGGUAGCUGGAUGACCUAACCAAUAAAAAAUGUGAAUGAU
Salvelinus fontinalis (brook trout) is the source of this 769-nucleotide messenger RNA. RefSeq names its product gamma-aminobutyric acid receptor-associated protein-like 2. The transcript has 3 exons. Gene Ontology annotation, molecular function: ubiquitin protein ligase binding. NCBI's taxonomy places the organism in Eukaryota, Metazoa, Chordata, Actinopteri, Salmoniformes, Salmonidae. Bases 1 to 273 code for a protein of 90 amino acids. Gene Ontology annotation, cellular component: cytosol; autophagosome; autophagosome membrane. Gene Ontology annotation, biological process: cellular response to nitrogen starvation; macroautophagy; autophagosome assembly. The record is from RefSeq and is a predicted model, not a curated record.